UAGACUACGCUCUCUUCUCUCUUUCAUAACAAAAACAAACUAAAAAAAAAAGUUAAAGAAAAUUUAAGCUUUCUCUCUCUAGAAAAUACACUAAAAUUGAAUUGGUUGUUGGUUGUUUCUCUCUCUAAAACCAGACUUUUUAUUGCUUCUUUUAGGAGAGGGUUUGAUAGAGUGACAGGUUUUUGUGUUUGAUUCUUUUAUUGGGAAUGGGGAUUCCGGCGAGGAGGAGCGGCGGUAGUAGAGUGACAGUUUGGUGAUGGAGGAAGAUCAACACAGCUGCAGCUGCUUCUAUUACUAUUAUCAUAAUUAUUAUUAUCAUUUUAAUCAAUGAAUUUUGACGCCGGAAUUCCGAUGUCCCGUUCAGCUCCGCCAUCUCAGCCGCCUCCGCCUGUGACUGAGGAUCCCUCUCUUUCACCCUCCUUGACUGAAGAUGCAAUGUGGCAAAUGAACUUGAGAUCAAGUGAAUCUAUGGAAUCUGGGCCCUAUCCCGAGCGCCCUGGAGAGGCAGAUUGUUCUUAUUAUAUCAGGACAGGACUUUGUAGAUUUGGAGCUACUUGCCGAUUUAAUCAUCCGCCUAACAGGAAGCUGGCUAUAGCUGCUGCCAGAAUGAAAGGGGAAUUUCCAGAAAGGAUGGGGCAACCCGAAUGCCAGUACUAUCUGAAGACAGGAACUUGCAAGUUUGGAGCAACAUGCAAGUUUCAUCAUCCUAAAGAAAAGGCUGGGAUUGCUGGAAGAGUCUCCUUAAACAUUUUGGGCUAUCCACUUCGACCAAAUGAGAUGGAGUGUGCUUAUUAUUUAAGAACUGGACAGUGCAAAUUUGGAAGCACUUGUAAAUUCCACCAUCCUCAACCAACUAAUGUUAUGGUUCCAUUGCGUGGAUCCCCUGUUUAUCCUACUGUUCAGUCUCCAACUACUCCUGGUCAGCAAUCCUACCCAGGAGGAGUUACAAACUGGUCAAGAGCGUCUUUUAUUACUAGCCCACGCUGGCAAGCUCCUUCAAGUUACACACCCCUGAUUUUACCUCAAGGAGUAGUGUCUGUUCCAGGAUGGAAUGCGUACAGUGGUCAGUUGGGGUCAGUUUCAUCUCCAGAGGGUCAGCAACAAACAGGAAACAGUCAGAUGUAUGGAACCACGCGUCAAGCUGAAGCAGUGAACACGGGAUCUCAAGGGACUCUUUCUCCAUUACGUGCUGGCUCUAUGCCAGUUGGAUUUUAUGCACUGCAAAGGGACAAUGUUUUUCCGGAGAGACCUGGCCAGCCUGAAUGCCAGUUUUACAUGAAAACUGGCGACUGUAAGUUUGGUGCAGUUUGUAGAUUUCAUCACCCAAGAGAAAGGCUAAUUCCUGCUCCAGACUGUGUCUUGAGUCCCAUAGGCCUGCCUUUACGCCCGGGAGAGCCAUUGUGCAUCUUCUACUCUCGUUAUGGUGUCUGCAAGUUUGGUCCAAGUUGCAAGUUUGACCAUCCUAUGGGGAUUUUCACAUACAAUCUAUCGGCAUCAUCUUCAGCUGAUAGCCCAGUUCGACGUUUAUUGGGGUCAGCAUCUGUAUCUGCUGCAUUAAAUUUAUCACCAGACGGGCUUGUUGAUUCAGGCUCAACAAAGCCCAGACGACUUUCACUGUCAGAGCCAAGACAGAUGCCUUCUGGUGAUGAUGAUAUCGAUGCAGAAGGAUAACUUCUUCCGCAAGACUUCUGUGUACAAUCCUUCAGGAUAAAACAAGUGUUGUCUGUAAAUUCAUUUCCCAUUGCUGGAGAUGUACAGAGUUCAUGCCAAGCUGAUAAUGCUAUUCAGUUGACAGACAUGUCUCCUCUGAAUUUCAUUUAGCUGCAUUGUACAAUCUGCAAAUAUUUGUCACAUUUGGUAAAACCUAUGUGAACAUUUCUUCUGUCUCAAGGCCCAUUUUUUCCUUUUCA
Mercurialis annua (annual mercury) is the source of this 1910-nucleotide messenger RNA. RefSeq names its product zinc finger CCCH domain-containing protein ZFN-like. Gene Ontology annotation, molecular function: metal ion binding; mRNA binding. Lineage: Eukaryota; Viridiplantae; Streptophyta; Magnoliopsida; Malpighiales; Euphorbiaceae. The transcript has 7 exons. Bases 328 to 1671 code for a protein of 447 amino acids. The record is from RefSeq and is a predicted model, not a curated record.